Messenger RNA from Sinocyclocheilus anshuiensis, 1705 nucleotides. RefSeq names its product transmembrane protein 8A-like. The record is from RefSeq and is a predicted model, not a curated record. Lineage: Eukaryota; Metazoa; Chordata; Actinopteri; Cypriniformes; Cyprinidae. The transcript is spliced from 9 exons. The annotation marks the transcript as partial. Gene Ontology annotation, cellular component: membrane.
CUGAAAAUGUGGACAAGCGUAGCGAUAUAAAAAUCGCGUCCGUGCCGUCGGGGCGUAAACAGUCAGUUUAUCACGAUGUGGUGGCUGGAAGGGCUUAGGUCGGGGAUGGGCCGUCUGGAGAUCCUGUUGCUUGUUUACACCUUGCUCUGCUCUCUCGGAGAUUGCCUGUUUGUAACUGACUAUUUCACCCGGACGCCUCGCAAGCUCAACGCAUACCGCUCUUUUGCCAGCGUGGAGCUGUUCCACUUCAACGUGCCUGAAGACACCGUGGUGGCUGUUUGGAACCUCAUCACCUUCAAGGAGCAGGGGGGCACCUUCGGAGACAGCUGCCCAGACCGCAACGUGACAGUGUACUUCAGGUCAGGAGCUCCACCUGUAAUCAACCCCCUCCAGACACGUUUUCCAAAGGACACUAUUGUACCAGGCUCCUUCGCUGUCACUUUGACAUGGACGCUGCCCAACCGCACCACAGGGGUUUUCAAUGUCACCAGCCCCCUCCCAGGAGACUGGUUCCUGGCUGCACACUUACCAAAGGAUAAGGGGAAGAUCUCAGUCAAGGGUCUUCUCGAGGAAUGUCAAUACCUCUUUCAACCUCAGCUCAUUGUUCAGAGGCUCAUUGGGAUUUCAGUGCUGUAUCCUGGUUACUUCAUUGACCAGAUGAUUCCUCUUCAUAAUAGAUCUGUACUCUACAAAGUGUUCAUCCCAAACUACAUCUCUCGGGUGAAGGUACAGCUUGUGGACUGCAAUACAAAGAACAAAAGUGGGGAGAGCUGUCCGGUUUUGUUGAAAAUCUGCUCGAGGGCCCCGCCGGUGCAUAACUCUAGCGCCGUGGACUGCAGAGAGAAUGUUCCCUGUGAGCUGGAGGUCCCGCUGCCAUCCUGGGAGCAGUGGUACUAUAUUUUGGUGGAGCGUUACCUCAGUAGCUCAGAUGUGUACUUUCGCAUUGGCGUUCAGGUUAAAGACUGUUCCAAGCCCAGCGUCUCCAAGGGCUCCUCAGCCAUGAACAUGCCCCAGUCAUUUGGCACUGCGAUGGGGUUCUCUCUGUCAGAUACCCUGCCGGCUGCCAGCCUGCCUAACGUGCCACAGAACCCUUCGGAUCAAGGAUCUCUGUUAACUGCUGAAGAAAGCAUCACUUACUUAGCACCCAUGGCAGACACAAAUAAAUGCUGGCCCAUCCGGCCAACGCUGCGGAAUGAACUGGACACAUUUUCAGUUCAUUUCUACAUCUUUUUUGGACCCAACAUCUCCAUCCCUCCAGACGGGGCAGCGAUAUUUGCCAUCAACCUAAUGCCGGUGCUGGACAGUGGAGGUGUCCUCAACAUGGAGCUCAAACUCAAUGUGUCUUCAGUGAGAGGAGAGAAUAUUACGAUCUUUGGCUGCCUGAAUCAUGGGAUGCCGCUGUCCCCUCACGACAACACGUCAGUCUCAUGUGAAUCUGAGUCAGUUUCAGGAUUUCAUCUCUCCAUUAACACCACCACAAAUAUCACCAAGCUGAGGAUUCCCUACCCACAGACGGGCACGUGGUAUCUGAGCCUGCGGUCCCUGUGUGCCACUGAACACGGGUUUGAAAUGUGUAAUAAUGUGACAGCUGAGGUGUAUCUUCGCUCUUACCUGACCCCCUGCAUCAAUGACUGUGGCACCUAUGGCCAGUGCAAACUCCUGCGCACCAACAACUACCUGUAUGCUGCAUGCGAGUGUAAAGCAG